This is a messenger RNA of Neurospora tetrasperma FGSC 2508, 597 nucleotides long. RefSeq lists its product as uncharacterized. The transcript is spliced from 2 exons. The record is from RefSeq and is a predicted model, not a curated record. Bases 1 to 597 code for a protein of 198 amino acids. NCBI's taxonomy places the organism in Eukaryota, Fungi, Ascomycota, Sordariomycetes, Sordariales, Sordariaceae.
AUGGCGAAGAUCUACGCUAAAGCAAGUCGCGUAAUUGUUUGGCUUGGAGAAGAGGCAGCCGGUAGUGACCAAGCGCUCGAAGAAAUACGCAUCGCAGCUGAGCUGUCUACAAGACGAUUAGACACCGAGCUGUCUACAAGACCAUUAGACAAUAAAGCGAGAAUCCUUAUUCUGCUUCAACGAUCGUGGUUUCAGCGCAUCUGGGAAGUUGCCGCGGCUCGCUAUAUCCUAAUCAAGUGUGGUUCUGUUGAGAUUGCCGGAUUUGCAUUCUCCUCAGGCCUAAAUGCAUUAAACCUAUUCAAUGAACUCCGCGCAGACCUGCGGGCUCAAAUCCUUUCGGUAACCUACCUUAUACGGGGCGCAAUCUUCCGGCCCAAAUACGUCUACGCAACCAGUCAGGCGGACAACUUUUCUCUUGACAUACGCCCUUUGGGUGAACUGGUAGAGAUGUACCACACCCGCGAAGCUACGGAUCGUUGCGAUAAAGUAUAUGCCUUACUCGGUAUGAGCUCUGAUAAUCCAACCGCAGCAGGAUUUUCUAUAUCCGCCUUUCUCUUUGACUAUCAAAAAUUACAGGUCACUGCCCCUUCACAAUAG